Entamoeba nuttalli P19 is the source of this 1275-nucleotide messenger RNA. RefSeq lists its product as hypothetical. The record is from RefSeq and is a predicted model, not a curated record. The coding region runs from base 1 to 1275 and encodes 424 amino acids. Lineage: Eukaryota; Evosea; Mastigamoebida; Endamoebidae. The transcript has a single exon.
AUGCAUUCGAUUAUGGCAAUACUUGGAUUUUAUGGAGUCAGUGAUGAAUAUAUUUUAUCAAAAAUAAUAGAUGAUAUUGACAAUGGGACAGUUUCAAUAGCAAACAAAUACCAAAUGAAUGAAGUUGUAAUGAUAUUAAGAUUUCUCAAGAAACAGUCAACUCAUUUACCUCAGAUUGAAUUUAAGAAAAUUACAUCAAAAGAAGAACGAUUUUGGAAUAUGAUUAAAGAAGUUGAUUUGAGUAGAAUGAAUGAUCAAGAAAAAGAAGAAUAUUGUGUUGAAUAUAUUAAUGGAUUUGGAUUUAGAAAUAUUCGUGAAUGGAUAAAGAAAAUAAAAACACCAUAUUAUUCAUAUGCAUUUUCUGUAAUACAAUAUAUUCUUGUUAAAACAAAUCAUUAUGAUAAUAUAUAUGAAAUAUUAUACAUUUUUAAUACACCUGAAAAAGUUCAACAUGAUACUUUUAUUUCAUUAUUUGAAGAACUAUUUGUUACAAUAAGAACUCAGUGUCACCUUGAUUCUUUUAUUAAAAUUAUUGGGUUAUGUGUUGAUACUCCAAAAUAUUUUUCAAGAAAACAAAUUCUUUUAAUUAAUGAAAUUUAUGAUACUUGUCAGAAAGUUAAAGGAGUUGUUAAUUCAAAUGAAUCAGAAACAUCACUAUUUGAUAAAAAUAUAUUAAUGGAAGUUAAAGAAAGGGCUCAACAGCGAUAUGAUGAGAUGAAAAGAAAACAAGAGAUAGAAGAACAGAUGAGAAAGAAAAGACAAGAAGAAACAAAACGAGAAAGAUCUCAUUCUAGACAUUCAACAGAAACACAACUUAAGUCGUUGUAUUUAGAAGAUACAUCUGAAAGAAAUAAAAAAGAAAAUUAUUAUCAUAGAUUGUCUAGUAGAAAAUAUGAAGAAGAAAAGAAAAAAGUAUUUUCAUUAGAUGAUUUACCUGGAUUUGGGACAAAUGAAUUAAGAGUAUUUGAUGAAAAAAAAGGAAGUAAAGAAACAACACAAAACAAAGAAGUUAGUGGAUCAUUAUUACCUGAAUCAAGUGAAGAUGAAAUGUUUGACAUAAAAGAUAUGAAACAUCAUCAAAAUAUAUCUAUUUUAUUAAAAAGACCAAAAGAAGGUAUUAAAUAUAUUCAAGAAGCAAUUGAAAUUGGAGGUAUACAAUCAUAUUCAUAUGAAAAUCAAAUGAAAGAGUUAAUGAUAGAAUUUGAAACUCCACAAGACUUACAAAUGUUUUUAAGAACAAGAAUAAUUGGAGGAACAAAUUCUAAAACAUUUUAA